This is a messenger RNA of Mytilus californianus (California mussel), 1825 nucleotides long. RefSeq lists its product as uncharacterized. The transcript has 3 exons. Lineage: Eukaryota; Metazoa; Mollusca; Bivalvia; Mytilida; Mytilidae. The coding region runs from base 361 to 1374 and encodes 337 amino acids. The record is from RefSeq and is a predicted model, not a curated record.
UGACAUUGGUCGGAGUUAUUUACACAUGUCAUUUUGUAACCGCCCCCAUAAGUAUUAAACCAAAGAUCUGCACUUCGAUCAAACGCCGAUUUGAUUAAAAUGUGCACCUAAUACGGUUUAACAGAUUAAUUACAUUGUCGAACCUAACGAAGUGUGGAAUUAAGAAAACGCAAACAGUGGGCGAAAAAUGACAGAAUAGGGUAUUUUAUUUAGAAGUAGUAUUGACCAAUUAUUCUCUAUUCUGUAAACCCCAUCCAGCCCUCAUAAUAAACUGGACUUUAGAGGAAUGUAGUCAGUACCUAGAGCACUUUUUCACUGACGAUAAAGGAAACAAACUAAGACUGAUCUCGCUAUAGAAGAAUGGUACAUUUAACACCGAGAUCAUCUGUCAGCUCGGGAGCCGUUACACCUGUUUCGCCGUAUCCAGGAUUUGACCAAAAUGGGACCUACCGAAACCCUGUUCCAGUGGCUCGAUUAAAGUUUCAAGGUGUUGAUUUUGCAGAGAAACACAAGGGUUCUAUCGAUAAAUGGGUAUUCAGGCGUGACGAUAAAACACUUGAAUCGCCCCGACCUGUUCCAAGGUGCCCGACUGCCGAAUCGUUUGAGAAUUAUAAUCGUGGCAAGUAUGGUUCUAUUAAAACUAUAAUAAAUGGUGAAGCUACACCAAGACCAGAUUCAGCUCCUUGUAGAAUUAAAUCUGAAGGAGAACCAAUUGCUUCGAUAAGCAGAGGGAAACGUAUGAGGAAAAUCGUACACGAAUUUGGCCAAUCAGCUCCUUCUCCAGUCAUACCAAGAGUUAAGCCAGAAGCGGAACAAACUGCAGAAGUUCAUAAGGGUGGUAGAAUGAAUCGCUUGAUCCAUAGUUAUGCCCAAGGCCCUUCAUCAGCACGACCUGUUCCAAGGGUUAAACCGGAAGCUGAAAAAACAGCAUCGAUUCACACAGGCAAACGUAUGAAACCGAUCGUUCAUUCGGGACUUUACAUGAACGGGAUAAUUUCAGAACCUGCAAUCCCAAGAGUUAAACCAGAAGGUAGUCAAAACGCAGAACUUGCAAAAGGAAAGAGGAUAUUAAGAUUAUUCCAUGAUUACGGACAAAUUCCGCUGUCAAGCAGACCUGUUCCUAGAGUUAAAACAGAAGGUGAUCCGAAUUACGUAUUAGAUCAAGGCCAUAGAAUGGAAACUCUAAUGCAUUCGGGCAAAAUUAUGAUGAGCCCUAAACCAGAUCCACGAGUAACCACACCAGACGCAACUCGAAAUUUAAAUAAAGGUAGAUCUGGUAAACUAAAAUACAUUUUACGAGAAACUGGGAAGAAAACAUGCGUACAUAUUCCAGGACGGCAAUCAAAACAAUUUACUCAAGCGAACACUAUAUGACAUGUCAGUUAUAGACUACAGCAUUUCUCUUGUGAUUAAGCUUUGUUACAUUAGAAUUCCAUUACCAGUUAAGCUUUAUUUUAACCCAGUAUGAUUCAAAUUGUACGGUGUCACCUAACCUGCAAUACCAAUGUUCAUGCAUGCAAAUGCCUAGUGGAAAAUAUGUGUACGUUUUAAUCUAAUGGUAAUUAAACGAAUCAAAAUUGAUACUCUAUAGCUGGAAUAUAUAACUAACCUGUUCAAUGAUAAUAUCGAACUCUAGUUACACAUGAUAGUCACGGAAAUACAAGUAGUCUUCAUCAACUUUUACCAGAAUUUAGGGCAGAAAUUUAGCUUUAAGCUUUGUUUGUUACAUUCAACUGUGUUAUAUAGACAGUCACGGAUAUUAAAACAACAUUUAUAUUAGUUGCAUAGAUACCAUGGAUGAUUAAACAUAUAUACAAUACCUUUA